GUAGCUGUUAAACUCGCAUUACAGUCACGUUUAUAGUCAUCGGCCGACCGUUCGUACGGACGUUAUACACGCGCGCGCGUCCUCGUUCUCGUCUUCGUCGUCGUUGUCAUCGUCAUAAUAAUAAUAAUAAUAACAGUGUAAUUUCUCUCUCACUCGCCAGUCGAGCGUUCACGUGUAUUAUUAUUGUCGUGUACGGAUUUUUUUUUCUAUUUCGAACCGCGCAGCGUGUGUUUGAUCGUCUCUGGCACGACGGAUCGUUCCUAAUUUUUUUCGGCCGAGUGAUACGCGCUACGUUUCGUCUCCGUUUUUCGUCACCCACAAAAAAAGUGUUUCGAUAUUACUAUAAUAUAAUAAUAUAAAUAACAGUGUACAGUGUGCGCGAGCCGUGCGUCAAGGGUAGUUUUUACGUCGUCCGCGGGCGCCCGCGGGUGUGUGUCGCGCGCGUGAGAUGUGUCGUCGUCAUCCGUCGUCGUCCGUCGUCGUAGUUAUUCGCACCGGUGUGACGCGAUCCGUGUGAAAUGUUGAUGAUGAUGGACUGCAGCAACAGGAAGCCGCCGGCGGACUUGUCAUCCGGCGUGGUCGUAGCGGCCGUGUCGUCACCGGAGCUGACGGUUGCCGGCACGUGGCACCCCCACGUGUACGGAAACCCCCCCAGGACGCCCACUGCCCACAACGUGGCUGACAUACUCGGAUGGACCAAAGCCGGUACCGACGAACAGCCCUUAAACUUGUCGACGGCCAAACGGCCGAACGGCACCGUGCUGGACCUGACCAAGAUCAAACGGAAAGCGGAUGUAAUACCCACGACUGCAGUGAUGUUGAACAACAAUAACAACAAUAACAACAACAACAACGGCAUCGGUAGUCAUCUACAACAGCAACACCACAAUCAUUAUCAUCAUCAGCAGCACCACCAGCAUCAUCACCUUCAAUCGUUACCGUCUACCACGCAGAAUAAUAACUUGCCGGCGGUAGCAAUCGCUACGACAACAACGACUACAGCGUCGGCGGCUAUAGCCGCCACGGUCAUGGCGACGACCGCUCCACCGCCAGUACGGAAGAAGUCACGGAAGGAUGUGCCGCCGUCGUCGUCGCCGGGUUUACUGGUGAGCUCGUCUUCCGGUUCGCCGGCCGGACAGCUGGCCGGAGAGAGUGACGGUGGACAUUCGUCUGACGGUUGUGGUGACCGGAAGCGGAAGAAGGCGCGGACCACGUUCACCGGCCGGCAGAUAUUCGAGCUGGAGAGGCAGUUCGAGCUGAAGAAGUACCUCUCGUCAUCCGAAAGAUCCGAAAUGGCGAAAAUGUUGGGCGUCACUGAGACACAGGUGAAGAUCUGGUUCCAGAACAGGCGGACAAAGUGGAAAAAACACGACACGGUGACGACGACGGAAUCCUCCGACUCGGCGACUGCCGCCGCCGCCGCCGCGACAUCAACAGGACUCGGUGGCGCAGGUGGACUGGCCAAGUGUUCGCCAAAGGCCGCAGCCGGCGCUAAGUUUCUCAGCGAAGGUGACGACCACUCGUCGCUGGAAGACUCGGAGAGCUGCUACAGCAGCGUGGACGCGGCCGAGUCCAAGGUGGUCACGGCCCGGACGCCCGAGUCGCUGCCGCCCACGUCGCCGACGACGGACGAGACCGCGGCCACGGCCACUACGACGACCGCCAUGGCCAGGGCGCCCAGUUAGAGGGAAAACCCCAGUCGUUUUUUUCAAAAUGUUAUAAAUAACAAAAUAAAACGAUCAAAAUAAACGAACAGAUCGCUAUUGGACAUAAUAAAAUUGUGUUUGUUUUUCGUUUUUUUUUUUUCUAGACGCGCGGCGAUGCGUGCAAUAAUAAUAAUAAUAUUAAUUAUUAUUAUUCGUCUGUGUGUGUGAUAAAAAUUAAUAAUAAAAAAGCGACUCGGGAAAAAUGAAAAAAAAAAAAUGAUUUAACAUUAAUACAUUAAUAUUAUUAUUCGAUGUUAUAUCGCUAUACUAUUAUACAUACAUAUUAUAUUAUAUUAUAUUUUUUUUUAUUAGAUUCCUAACAUUUAGUAGUACGACACGUGCAAAAUACGUAUGUAUAUACCGUAUAAUUAUGAUGGUGUGUGAUCAGCAACGAUAAUAUAUAAUUGUACAGCCAUUCGCUGAUUUUUAACGGAUAGGCGAACCCACUCUGCGUAUUAAUAUGAUUACCUAUAUAUAUUAUAAAAAUCAUACGUAUUAAUAUGUUACGACGACGUGUCGCCUGCAAAACGUUUCCGCUAUUAUGUACUUUCGCACCGUUCAUUUUGUUAUAAUAAUAUUAAUAUUUUGUACUUCGAGUGUAUAAUACUGUUGUAAACUAAACGAUUAGGAAGAAAAUAUGUGUGUUCAUUAUUUUCUGUAUUAUACGCGAUUGUAUUUACUAUGAUAUUACAUUAUAUUUAACAUUAAAAAUGUUAGACACGGGGCCGUGUUUGUGAUUUUUACCUCCUCGUGUUUGAAACAAAAUAAUAAUAGUAAUAAAUAAUAAUAAUUCAACCUUUCUGUUCAAAAAAUAAAUAAAUAAAUAGUUUGUUGCACUCGGGAAAAUUAAAAUAUAUAUUUACAUAAGUAUAUAGUAUAUUAAAACGAUAAAUAUUUUAUUAUUUCUGAUUUAUUAUCAAAAAAAAAAAAAAAAAUAAGUAAUACUAUUUUGUCGCGAUAAUAAUAAAUAAUGAAAAAAAAAAAAAUAAUAAACGAUAAGGUGAAAUGAGCAAAUAUUAUCUUGUAGGUAUCAUCCCUCAAACACGGCCCUCGUUUGUUGUGUUGAAUUUUUCAUUUCUCGUUUUGUAAAUAACAUAAUUAUUAUAAUAUAAUUUUAUUGAUGUUAGUCGACACACGCACAAGAGGUGGGGUCUGAAUAUUUCGAUUAGUUGUCCCCGAUAAAACGUCACAUUUCUUCCAUCACCCGUUUGUUCAUAGGAUUUUUAGUUUUUCUUCUUUAUUCGACGACUCGUGAAGUACAAAUGAUUACAAAUAUCGUGAUUUUGUUUUCUCCGUUCGAGUAUUAAAUGUACCUCUAUAUACCACUCUCUCUCUCUCUCUCUCUCUCUACGGCUAUGCUCUCUUUAUUAAUAUUUUAUCGCUGUACGUUAUCAAUAUUAUUAUUAUUAUUACUAUUUGUAUUGUUUUUUGUUUAGAGUGUACCUAUCGUCUACGAAUAUCUUGUGUAUUUGUUUUUAUGUUAUAAUGUGUAAGAAAAAAAACGUCUUUAUUUUGUAACGCCUUCCUUGACGGACGAACUGUAUUGAAUAGAGAAAAAAAAACCACGGUCUUUAGGACCUAAACAACGAUCGAUUAUACAUUAAAAUAUUUUUGAAUAUUAAUUAAACAAAACUCUCGCGAUACUUUUCCUGAAUUAUUACCUAUAUUAUGAUAAUAUUACGUGUCCAUGAUUAUUAAUUGUAUAUCCAUGCACGCUGCACGCGCAUCCGUGUGUUUAUUAUAUAUUGUGUAUAGAAUGUGUAUUGUGUAUAGUACUUCCAUAAUAAUAUGUACCGCCUUCAACGGAUAUUGUGUAUAAAAAUCGAACGUGUAUAAUAUUUAUGAAGAUUUAUUUUCAGUGUGUUACAUGUUAUUUUUUUUAAAAAAAAACCAACAUAAUAAAUGUGAAAGGAGAAUUAUAAUAUUAAUUGCA
Rhopalosiphum padi (bird cherry-oat aphid) is the source of this 3639-nucleotide messenger RNA. Its product is annotated as homeobox protein Hmx-like. Gene Ontology annotation, biological process: regulation of transcription by RNA polymerase II; cell differentiation. The record is from RefSeq and is a predicted model, not a curated record. The transcript has 3 exons. The coding region runs from base 519 to 1685 and encodes 388 amino acids. NCBI's taxonomy places the organism in Eukaryota, Metazoa, Arthropoda, Insecta, Hemiptera, Aphididae. Gene Ontology annotation, molecular function: RNA polymerase II cis-regulatory region sequence-specific DNA binding; DNA-binding transcription factor activity, RNA polymerase II-specific. Gene Ontology annotation, cellular component: nucleus.